Messenger RNA from Bipolaris oryzae ATCC 44560, 1572 nucleotides. RefSeq lists its product as uncharacterized. Bases 1 to 1572 code for a protein of 523 amino acids. The record is from RefSeq and is a predicted model, not a curated record. The transcript is spliced from 2 exons. NCBI's taxonomy places the organism in Eukaryota, Fungi, Ascomycota, Dothideomycetes, Pleosporales, Pleosporaceae.
AUGAGGCGCUCUUUACAACGUGCUACACGCGGAUGGCUGGUCUUACCCCUCAGCAGACACCCCUCUCGCUUGCGAUCCUAUCCCUUCCUCUUGCAACAACCAGCCAACAGCGCGCAAGGAGUCAAAUCACCAAAGGGCGACAAUCGUGAUGAAGAACGAAGCAAGUUUGCUCGAAGUGUCCUUGAGGGAAGCACCGUUGCUCUGAUAUCGUUAUUUGGUCUAGGCUUAGGCGGCUACGCAUACAGCCUGUUCUACAAGAGAACAGUAGCGAAAAAAAUUGAGAAUGCCUUUGAUCCAGGGUACAGCUCGCAAGAGCGAGUUGCUCUCGGUCGCGUUGCAUACGGCACUGAACCAGAAAAAACACAAGAGAUUGUGGAGCGAGAAUACUGGGUCCCAAGAGCCGAACAGCCGGACAUUGACAACAUCGUAAAUGGGAAAGCAAGAGGGAAAUACUACCUCGUCAUUGGCGAAAGAGGUACCGGAAAGAGAGCAUUGCUUUUGGAAGCUAUGAGAAAGGUUAAUGGCGAUGGCAUUGCUAUGCUAGAAGCUCAUAAUGAUUUGGAAGUAUUUCGCCUACGCCUUGGUAAAGCCAUCGACUACGAGUUUCAUGAAGAUUAUAUUGGUGGCUUGUUCAGCAUUAGAGGCCCAAGAGACAGUUCGCCCUUGUUGGAUAUUGAGAGAGCACUCAACCAGUUGGAGAAGGUAGCCUGGUCCAUGCGGAAACGGCGUGGAAAGCCUCUGAUCAUGAUUAUCAACAACAUCCACUUGUUCAAGGACGAUGAGCCAGGCAAGCAUCUGUUGGAGAUUCUCCAGCAACGAGCCGAGAUUUGGGCGGGUAAUGAGCUUGUCACAACGGUCUUUACGUCGGAUGAGUUUUGGACGCUUGAACGGCUGACACCGCACGCGACCAACAUGGGAGUUAUGAGUAUCAGAGAUGUGCACAGGGACACCGUCACCAAAGCACUCAGGCAAUACAGAGCACGAUAUCACAACGAGGAUACGCCAAAAAGCGUUCUUGAUGAAGUUUUUGCCCAGGUUGGUGGUCGUCUCAUCUUUUUGAAUCAGGUUGCAAAAUCACAAAACAUGCUGGAAACUUGUCGCCAAAUCAACCGGAGAGAAAAGUCAUGGUUCCUCAACAAUUGCUGGAUUCUGGGCGACUCCAUGGACGACGAUGUCGAGGAACAACAAAAAUACUGUGCCGCAGCCAUCGUCUUGGCGCGCGCUCUAGUUCUCCGCGAACAAGACUCUGACGGAGAGGAAUUCACGCUCCCCGAGAUACCCCUACACGAAGCACGACAAAUCAUUACACGAGCAGACUUUGUACACCCUUUUGACCACAUCAACGUCGUUCACAUCGAUGCGCACGGCAUGGUGCGCGCAGAUUCAGUCCCCAUGCAAAACGCCUUUCGAGACGUCGUCAAGCAGCCUGGUUUCGAAGAGCAUUUGAAAGCAACGCUUAAUCGGUUGGAUGAGUUGGAGAGUUUAGCACGAACAAGAGAAGUUGCGGUGAGAAAGCUGCCUGAUCGGAGCGGAGGCAUUGUUCCUGUACAAACAUAUUGUGCAAAGCUUUGA